AUUAUCUCGAUUCGGAGGGUUACUGUGGGGAUGUAGGUAUUUUCAGCAUUUACAGAUUUUUUUAAUAUAUUUUGUCAUCUUUGACCGUAUGAAUCUAGAAUUUUGGGGUGUGACAAUUCAGAAUUCGCCGUUGACUCCUUUUUGUCCACUGCCGAACACAGUAUAAUAAUUUGUUUCUGCUCUAACGUUAACUGUUCUCUUCCCAAAGUUUCGUUUCGUUCCGCCAUUACAGUCAUUGCGAUUGACCACUGCUGCUUCGAUUUGAGAAGAUAACGUGAGUAAAGAUGCAGACCAACAAUGUUAUCAGAGUGAAGUUCAAAGACAGCAAGAGAUAUAUUUUUUCUUCAAAACCUUUUACAUUUCAAUCAUUUUUGGAAUGUGUUGCCAAUAAAUUUGAUCUUCCUACAAUGGAUGUGAAAGUCUUUGAUGACUCGAAGACAGAAGUUGAUGAGGAAGCAUUAGUAUAUCUGCUGACACGACCAGAUCUUGGUGUAUUAGAAAUUGUCAUCCCAGGCACAGCAAACAUUGAUGAUUCUUUAAGCUCAAGCUCAUUAGGAGAUGAAGGUACAUCAGAGUCUGAUGACACUGCAAUGUUGAUUACAAGCCCUCCUGAAAAAAAUCUAGCUGAGGAACAUCGUCUUGCCAAGAUGAUUGAAGAGAUUCUAAAGACCAGCCCUGGAGGUGAAAAGAUUAUAAACGAAUAUACCCGCACCAAAGGUCUGUCCGAUACCCGAAGACGUGACAUGGUGAAAAUUUUGGUAGCACAUUUAACAAAUGAACAUGGAACAAGCCCUUCCAGACGUUUGAAGGAAGAAUAUGCGAAAGGAAUCAUUUCCCUCUUCCCAUGCUUGGCUGACCCCAGGAGCAAGCUUGGAUAUGAGCAUUAUUACAAUGCAGAAGAUGGAAGUGGAUAUUUGGCGUGGAGAAUUAAAACUCUGCAGAAAGAAGCAUCAGAGGGACGGAUGAAGCGUCCACGGCAACCACAAACAGGUGGGCCAACUGCUGACAGACAAUCCUACAAAGAAGACUGCUAUUUGACUGAAGACCGUCAUUGUCAGGAAGCAAUAGCCCUGAUGAAGCAUACAGCUGAUGAGGCAGUGGUAAAGGAAAAGAUGAAGUUAACGCUGGCCUAUCGCCAGAAGCUGCUGCAUGACCCUAAAAAGUCUGCUGAUAUUCUAUCAGUUUUCUCACGAUUCCUGGAUAUACCAGGCUUGAUUAAUCAAGAUUUUGGACUUUUGUUUGGUGAUGCGACCUCUGCAAAGUUGUUGGAGAAGUGGUCUACCAACAUAAAACCAAAGGUUAUUGCACAGAGCCGUGGCCUCACACAGACUAGUGAGCUCCAAGACCUCAUCCAAAAUGCUGAAGCCACUGAAGUUGAAGAAGGGUGGGACAGCGACAUGUCUUCCAUUCUGAUGCUGGUUCACCUUUGCCACCCUCAAGUCAAGGCCGCAAGAGACCGGGAAAGAUCUCAGCCAAACAAGCAUGUGAUCAUCUUGUGA
This is a messenger RNA of Carassius auratus (goldfish), 1499 nucleotides long. RefSeq lists its product as uncharacterized. The record is from RefSeq and is a predicted model, not a curated record. NCBI's taxonomy places the organism in Eukaryota, Metazoa, Chordata, Actinopteri, Cypriniformes, Cyprinidae. The coding region runs from base 285 to 1499 and encodes 404 amino acids. The transcript has 10 exons.